Molecule: messenger RNA, 2937 nt
Organism: Pollicipes pollicipes
Lineage: Eukaryota; Metazoa; Arthropoda; Thecostraca; Pollicipedomorpha; Pollicipedidae
Product: dual serine/threonine and tyrosine protein kinase
Exons: 17
Coding region: 397-2937 (846 amino acids)
Biological process (GO): positive regulation of ERK1 and ERK2 cascade; negative regulation of apoptotic process; positive regulation of fibroblast growth factor receptor signaling pathway
Cellular component (GO): cytoplasm
Molecular function (GO): protein kinase activity; ATP binding
Source: RefSeq, a predicted model, not a curated record
GCGAGGACGCGUGGUGUGUGGCCUGUGCGUGGUAAUUGACGGUGAGAGGUUCAACGCAUAGCAGCAAGAAGGAUGCAUGUCUGCUGGAGGCUGGGGUGAUGUUUAGUCCUCCGUCAUCGUAGUGACGUACACCCACCAUCUCCAAACUCCGAGUUUGCAAUGGCAAGUUGAGGACGCAAGUCACCAAUUCGUUCAGGAGUAACAACAUGGUGUGCAAUGAAGACAGUUUCCAGAAUGGUACUAAGUUCCCGAACAAUGCCACUCACGUUGAAGUCAAACACCUGUCUCAGCUACUUCUUGAAGAUGAAGAAAAGUUCGUUUUUAACAAGCAAUACCUGAAAGGUCUUCUGGCUUCUUCAGCCCAGGCUUUGAGCCUGUUCACAGAUUCAAAGCAUCAUGAAGAAAGAGAUCAUAAUCCCAUUCAAGAUGACCCAGUGUCAGCAGAGCUGUCUGCUGAGUUCGCCCAGCUGGAUGAGGACUGCGCAGUGCUGCAGCAGCCCGUCUGCUUGGUGGUGCUGGGCGGCUCGAACGGAAGCGCGCGCGGCGGUGGUGGCGGCACUGCUUGGCGAGCCCCUGCUGUCGCUGGCCGCCGCUGCCGAGCGCCGCUGGCCGUCGCUUGUCAUCCGCGGCGCCUGCGAUGACUUCGCCGUGCUGAGGGAGGAGCGCGGUGGCGUGCGGCGGCAGCACGACCUGGUGGUGCAGCACACAGAGCGCGGCCGCCAUACCGAGCCGCCGUGCCUGCGACACCUCGACCACCCCCUCUCGGACGAGUCUGAAGUGUGGGUGAACAUAGGCCUGAACCACCCGCUGCUGAGGGGUGACCACGUGCGGCUGGUGGUGGCGCCGUCCGACCAGCCAGCCACGGUGCACAGACACCUGGAGGAUGUGCUGCCAGUCUACCUGUACUGCACCUCUGGAGACUACCUCACUGCCCAGGAGCGGUCCGAGUUGGCCGACCUGCACCGCAUCACCGGCGGCCAGUCCGUGUUCUUCUGGUGCCCGGCGCGCGACGACGAGCCGGCGCUGCCACCGCCGCGGCCGUGCCUGACGCUGCACUGGCCGCACCGGGCGCGGCCCAGCCGGUACGAGUUCAGCGCGUGCCCGCCGGCGGUGUCCGGCCAGCCGGUGGACGAGCUGUGGCUGAGCUGCCAGCUGGCGACAGGGUCGGCCGGCCUGCUGGCGCUGGCGCCCUACCUGCGCACCUGGCUCCAGCUACGCCUGCUGCUCGCCGCGCACCGCAUCAACAAGGCGCUGAACCAGCUGCUGCGAGCCUUCAUCCUGUCGGCGUUCGACAUGGCACGCGAGAUCCAGAUCACACCGCGCCGGCUCCAGUACGCCCGCCAGAAGGAGACGGAGCUCUUCGACAAUGUCAUGAGCAUCGCCGACAAGAACCAGCUGCAGAUGUCCCAGCUGGUCAACCGCACCACGGCUAGCAUGCGCGAGGAACUGCUGGCCCAGGCGGCCCUGCAUCAGUUCAGAGAUGUGGAGGUGUCGGAGAGUGGCGAGGUCCGCUCGGCGCGGCAGCUGCAGCAGUGCACGGCCGAGAUCCAGAACCUGCUGCUGGGCGCGCUGAACCGGGCCGUGGCCGGCCAGCUGGUCGGCAGCGUGGACUACAUGCAGGAGCGGUUCGUGGGCACGCUGCAGCGCUGCCUGCUCUCGCUGGAGGCGCACGACGACGGCAGCGCCGGCGCCAGCAACGCCCUCAAACAGAUCCUGAACUCGGCCUACAGCCUGGAGCUGUCGGUGCAGACGUCAUCGAGCGUCAUCACGUCUCUGUGGGAGCGGCUGAAGCAGCUGCUGGAUGUGAUGCCCUGGAAGACGCCGCCCUGCGUGGACGCCCUCUGGCGGCGGCGUGUUGCCACCGAGAUGCUGGACAAUAUCAACGAGCUGCGCCUCAGUCGGAUCAUCUGCUCCCAGCUGCGCGAGCGGCUCCGCUGCGCUCACGAGGCGUUCGUGCACUCGAUCGGCCGCCUGGAGGCGCAGCUGGCCGGCCAGCUGGAGCAGACCGAGCGCGACCGGCUGCGCAUGAAGAAGCAGCACGCGCCGCACGUGGCGCGCCUGGCCCUGCAGGCGGCCGCGUACGUCGACUCCGCGCGCUUCGGUGUGCCGCAGCUGUCGGCCGAGAUCGGGCGCGGCCAGUACGGCGUGGUGUACAGCAGCAGUGCCUGGGCUGGCCGCCGAGACUGGGCCGUCAAGUCGGUCAUCCCUCCCGACGAACGGCACUGGAACGACCUCUCCAUGGAGUACUUCUACACACGGUCGCUGCCGGAGCAUGAGCGGGUGGUGAGCAUCCGCGGCAUCGUGAUUGACUACAACUACAGCCACAGCCGGCUGUCAGCCGCCCUGCUGCUGAUGGAGCGCAUGCACAGUGACCUGUACCUGGCCAUCCAGGACGGCCUCGACCUGCGCACCCGGCUCAAGGUUGCCAUGGACGUGGCUCAGGGCGCUCGGUUCCUGCACUCCCAAGGGCUCAUUCACAGGGACAUCAAGCUGAAAAAUGUGCUGUUGGACGACGCGAACCGCGGCAAGCUGUCGGACCUGGGCUUCUGCAAGCCAGAGGCCAUGAUCUCAGGCUCGGUGGUGGGCACGCCGAUCCACAUGGCGCCGGAGCUGUUCAGUGGCAAAUACGACAACAGCGUGGACGUGUACGCAUUUGGCGUGCUGCUCUGGUACAUCCUCUCUGACGACGUGCGGAUGCCGGCCGUCUACGAGCAGUGCGACAACAAGAAUGACUUGUGGAAGUGCGUCAAGCGAGGCGUGCGUCCGUGCCGGCCGCGCAGCUGCAGUGACCUGGGCUGGGAGCUGACCCAGGCCUGCUGGCGCGGCGACCCCCGCCAGCGGCCCCUGUUUGGCGUGGUCGAGCUCCAGCUGCACCAGAUGGCGGUGAUGACGGCCGUGGUGAGUGAGGCCGGCGCCGUGAUCCCCUGCUGGUCGUGA